AACCCUAUUCCGUUCUCUUCUUCUUCCCUUCUCUGACUGAAAGUACUCCUUCUGCAUGUAAAGAAUCUUUCUUUACUAUGGAUUUCAAUCUUCAACGCUUGAAUGAGCAAUCCCCAUUAUACAAUCAUCCGCUUUCUUCUGUGGGUAUGGGUUACUUUGCCGAACAAACAUUAUUGAGAGACGGCUACCAUCACUUAGGGUUGUCAAAUACCAGACCGCUGUUCGGUGGAUACUUCCCAAACCCUAUCGAUUCAAGCGCAGCAAUUCAGAGGGAAAUAGAAAAGGAUCGAAUCAGAGAGGAAAUUAUAGCGGCUGAAAUUGUAAGGAGACGUAUGUUUGAUGAAGAGAUGAGAAGAGAAUUGAUAUUAGAGUCGAGACAUGUGAAUUUGAACAGAGCUAGUGGUUUAUUAACUUCAUCUUCAAUGAUUUCCAAUCUUAGAAGUUCGUACUUUCCAUCUGAAACUAGAUCUUUGGAGGAAAACCUAACAUUGCCUUUUGAGAAAAGAUCAGAAUUUCCUGCAGUUACUAGAUUUGAAGUUUUGGAUUCUAUGCAAUUUCAGCGUAGUUCAGAGCCUAGGGUUUCAACUGUCAAAAUUCUUCCUUUAAAGGCUAGUGAGGAGGAAGCUCAGUCAAUGGACAAGCCCACAGUGAAUCUUUCCGGAUCGAAGCGUAAAGCCGAUACACCAGUCACUUCAUCAGAGAAGAUGGCGUCUAAGAAUGAGUUGAAUUAUUGUUCACUAUGCAAAGUUGGUGCUACUUGCAAGGAAAAUCUCAAUGAACACCUCAAAGGGAAGAAACACAAGUCCAAUGUGCUUAAAUUAGGACAGGGGGAGGGGAAGAACUUUGAGAUUGGAUUUUUCCCAAAAACAGCUGUGGAGAAACAAGAAAUAAAGACAGAUUAUUGCUCAUCUGAUAAAGUUAAAGAUCUGGCUUCUCAUCGCGUUGGCAAAAAAACUGAAGUGAAGAAGGGAUUAUCGAGAAUUUAUGUUCCUUUACAGAAGAAGAAGAACAAGAAGAUGAUACUUCAUAAGAAGGGCGGAAAGAAGCAUUUGUGAUUGAAGAAUCAGCCAUGGAUGUGAAAGAUCAACCAAUAAUUGGCACAAGAAGAAUGGAAUACAACUCUGGUAGGUUGCAUUUUGUAUUAGCUGUUGUUGCAACUAAUAUUACAGAACAUCAACUCCUGUCUUAUGUGGAUCAAGAACUUGUCAGUUCAUUUUGUUCUGAACUAAUAUGUUCUUGAAUUCUAUCUUGCCCCUUUUUGGUGCCCCUUUUUGGUGUACGAUAUUUUGAUUUUGUUAUUAAUUUACAACGUUUUUAGUGUGAAUGAGACUGAGAUUUAUAACUUUUUCUAUUUGAGUUACUUAAAUAAGUU
Molecule: messenger RNA, 1372 nt
Organism: Impatiens glandulifera
Lineage: Eukaryota; Viridiplantae; Streptophyta; Magnoliopsida; Ericales; Balsaminaceae
Exons: 3
Coding region: 78-1055 (325 amino acids)
Molecular function (GO): zinc ion binding; nucleic acid binding
Source: RefSeq, a predicted model, not a curated record